Molecule: messenger RNA, 1341 nt
Organism: Myxocyprinus asiaticus (Chinese sucker)
Lineage: Eukaryota; Metazoa; Chordata; Actinopteri; Cypriniformes; Catostomidae
Product: lysophospholipase D GDPD1-like
Exons: 11
Coding region: 225-1175 (316 amino acids)
Biological process (GO): glycerophospholipid catabolic process; N-acylethanolamine metabolic process
Cellular component (GO): endoplasmic reticulum membrane
Molecular function (GO): phosphoric diester hydrolase activity; phosphatidylcholine lysophospholipase A1 activity
Source: RefSeq, a predicted model, not a curated record
ACUGCGCAGGGGGAUGUCCUGUCAAGAAACACAGGUCUGCAAGUCCAUGGAUAAAGUGCGGUAGUUGUGGCUGGCCAGCGGUGCUGCUGCUGCAUGAAACACCGGCCGGUGUGUUGACUCCAACAGAGACUGUCGCAUUUGCUGUCACUUUUCAACGAAUUAGUAAUCAUAGUGAUUUUACUGGACUAAAGUUGAUUUGGCCUGGACGCAUAAGAGUACAGAAAAUGAGCACCGCGGUGUAUGUUUUAUCCACGGUUACCGGGUACAUGCUCACCUCCGUAUUACUGCUGAAGUGUCCGUCUCUACUGCACCGGAGAAAAAGAGAAGCCUUCCGGAGCAGACACAUCUCACACCGCGGCGGUGCUGGUGAGAACUUGGAGAACACAAUGGCGGCCUUCAGGCACGCCAUUCAACUGGGCACAGACAUGUUGGAAUUGGACUGUCAUUUGACCAAGGAUGAGCAGGUGGUGGUACUGCAUGAUUCCAACCUGAAGAGGUCGACUGGCAUUAACUCGUACAUCUCUGACGUGGCCUACGCGGAUCUUCCACCUUACUUUUGUAAGCUUGGAGUGAGUUUCAAGCGAGAGUGCUUCUGUGAAGGUGGUGAUGACAAACGCAUCCCUCUGCUGAGAGACGUGUUUGAAGCUUUCCCAAACACCCCUGUAAACAUUGACAUUAAGGUCAACAAUGACACCCUCAUCAAGAAGGUGUCCGAGCUAGUCAUCGAACACGACAGGGAGCAUCUGACUGUCUGGGGUAACUCCAGCAAUGAAAUCGUAAAGAAAUGUUACAAAGAGAAUCCACGAAUCCCAAUGUUGUUCAGCGUGCACAGAGUGCUGCUGUUAUUGGGGCUUUUCUACACAGGGCUUCUGCCUUUUGUCCCGCUCAAAGAGCAGUUCCUUGAGAUCCCCAUGCCUUCCAUCAUUUCUAAAAUCAGAGACCCUGAUCGUCAGACACUGAGUCAACAGUUCAUAACCUGGUUGGCAGACACGCUUCUCAUGAGAAAAGCUCUAUUUGAUCAUCUGACAGGCAGAGGAAUACAGGUGUAUGUCUGGGUGUUGAAUGACGAGGAGGACUUUAAACGUGCCUUUGACCUUGGGGCCACAGGGAUUAUGACAGACUAUCCCACCAAGCUGAAGGAGUUCAUGGAGGAAAACAACACCAACCAUAAAUAAGACAUGUUGGUUGAAGUAAAUAAUAUGCUUUUCCACUGAUCUUUGGCCUAUUUGGUUUGGAAAAGACCCUUAAAGGAAUAGUUCACCCAAAAAUGAAAAUUCACUCAUAAUUUCUUCACCCUCAUGCCAUCCCAGAUUUGAAUGAGUUUCUUUCUUCUGCAGAACA